Messenger RNA from Penaeus monodon (black tiger shrimp), 468 nucleotides. Its product is annotated as cuticle protein 7-like. Bases 16 to 426 code for a protein of 136 amino acids. The transcript is spliced from 3 exons. Lineage: Eukaryota; Metazoa; Arthropoda; Malacostraca; Decapoda; Penaeidae. Gene Ontology annotation, cellular component: extracellular matrix. The record is from RefSeq and is a predicted model, not a curated record.
UCCAUCCUCUUCAUCAUGUUCACUAAGGCCGUCGUUGCUCUCGCCCUUGUAGCCGUCACUCUGGCUGCUCCUUCACAACCUUCUUAUGGAUAUGCUCCUCCGGCAACCUAUGAUGUUCCCGCUAAGUACGACUUCAACUAUGCCGUGAAGGACGACUACUCCGGAAACGACUUUGGUCACCAAGAGGCCCGUGACGGAUACGACACCCAGGGAUCUUACUACGUCCUCCUUCCCGACGGUCGUCUGCAGAAGGUCGCCUACACUGUCAAUGGCGACUCUGGUUACGUGGCUGAGGUCAGCUAUGAGGGUGAAGCCCAGUACCCCGAGUACAAGCCUGCUCCUGCCUACAAGCCUGCUCCUGCCUACAAGCCCGCCCCCGCUUACAAGCCAGCCCCUGCCUACAAGCCUGAACCUACAUAUGCCUAAAUUAAACAAUGAAUAUUUAUUAAAUUAAACGAAGCCUAUCAA